Messenger RNA from Closterium sp. NIES-67, 1911 nucleotides. The record is from the annotation of a GenBank genome assembly. Lineage: Eukaryota; Viridiplantae; Streptophyta; Zygnematophyceae; Desmidiales; Closteriaceae.
CUCUUACUAGUGGAUUUACUCUUGAGCAACGCUAGAUCCAUGUAGGGAGGUCGGACAGAGGUGCAGUUGAGAGGAUCAGGAUGCGAGAUUGAGUCUUGGGCUUUUUCGUACAAACAGAGUUAUGGUGGGCAUGUCACUGCGUAGCGGCAUGCGCCUACCUGUGGGAGAGACUCCCCCGCUGGGGGAGGAGAACGUGUCACCAAACGAAGGAGGCGAAGAACAGCGAGGGGAAUCGUCCGAGGAUAAGCGCGAAUCUCCGCGCGAGAAGGCUGGCGAAGGAGCGCAAGAGGAGCCCGGGCACUUCAAACGAGACUGCCCCAAGUUGCAAUCCUGUACAUAUUGCCAGCGAAAGGGGCAUGCGGCCGACGACUGCUACACGAAGCAGAGAGAGGAACGGAGCCGUGGGGGCAGACGCAGUCGCAUAGAAGCACUGGAAGAAGAGCUCAGGAAGCUCAAGGGGGAGGCGGAGGGCAGCGAGGAAGAGGAGGACUAGGGAGCACUAAUGGCUUGAACAGACCAAGAGGAUAAGGGGGAGCUGCCAGAGCCCUUCUUCAUGGCCUCGGGGAGAGAUCGAGACCGAGAAGACCUGGGGCUGCGCAUCGGGGGCAGAGAUGGACGCCGAGAUAUGCAACAGGGGCACAGAGGGCCGAGGAUGGAGCCCUCCCCAGCGGUGCAGCGUGCAGCGGAAGCUGUAGCGGAGGCAGUGGCACGUGCAGGGGGCAGCCAUGGGCCACGCAUGCAUCCCUUUGAGCGUAUGGCGGCACGUCCGUGCGUGGUGGAAGCAGUGGAAGGGUCCGUGGAGGUAGAAGGAAAUUACCUAGGUACGACGAUCAUUGACAUGGGUGCCUCCCAGGUGCUGAUCGGUAGGCGACUGGCCGAGCAUUUGGGGCUCCACCAAGAGGAAAACGUGACACCUGAAGGGGUGAGGAUACCGACAGCAGAAAGGGGGGGUAGGCAAAUGCCUGCCAAGGACCUUGCGUUUGCAGGAGGUAGUGUUGGCUCCCGGGAAAGAGAACGAAGCGAGACUCAGGGUGCACUGCCUCAUCUCGGAUUCCGAUGAUUACAAUCUAUUGCUAGGUAUGGAGCUGUUGUAAAAAAUCGGGGCAGUCGUGGACACCUGGGCAGAGAAGGUCACGUACCAGCCAUGAUACUGGGAUGCAGACUUACGGCGAGAAGAGAGUACAGCGGCUGUAUUGCCCGCUCGGUUCCUGAGAGGGAGACCCGUGUACAGGGAGCCGUCCGCAGACCGGGUGCCUGAAAACCGAUUCAAGGAUGCUGGAGUGUACCUGGAGAAGAGCAGUGAGAGGCGGAGAUGGGAGGAAGCAGCCGGCCCGAGAGUGGAAGAGUGCCGUGAAGCAAAGGGCUUGACAGAGCCCACGUACGAUUUUGAGACGGACAUCUUGGAACCAGGCAGGCGGGCUGCUCCGGUAACCAUGCCCGACGCUCGAGUGUAGUACCCAUGCAAUGAAGUGGGGGCACCACGUCAGGCCUGGCCCACGCUGGUAGCGACCCCAGGCAGCUAUGCCUUCCGGAUGCAGGAUGGACAGCCAGGGCCCGGAAUGGUGCAGGUCCUGUCCACUGGAGAAUGGGAGGAACCCUUGGCAGUGGAGCGAGAGCGGGCAAUAGGGUACUUGAGAAAUGCAACCGCAGUAGAGGGAGUGACGGAAGCAGAGAGGUGGCGAGCUCUAGGGGGAGCGAUAGAUCAGCACACACUGGUAUGGUUGAUGUACCGGGCAGAGAAGCGAUAGGAGGCAAUGCACAAGCGGCUGCUGAUGAUUUGGAGGUGGAGGGAUAUAGAAGAAAUGCUAGAGGCAGACCCAGUUCAAGCCAUGGACAUAGCGAAGGCAUGGCGAAGGAUGAAAGUGGAGGCAAGGGAGGAAGGUAGGCGGGAUGAAGAGUGCUUGAAUAGCA